Molecule: messenger RNA, 2139 nt
Organism: Aureobasidium pullulans EXF-150
Lineage: Eukaryota; Fungi; Ascomycota; Dothideomycetes; Dothideales; Saccotheciaceae
Exons: 2
Coding region: 1-2139 (712 amino acids)
Source: RefSeq, a predicted model, not a curated record
AUGCAACCACAGCAACAAAGCGGUGCGCGUCUGCGCCAUCUGAACCCGCUUAGGCUAUUCCACGGCAACUUUUCGUACCAGGAGCUGCCCUCCGACAGCCGCAACACUUCGCCCUUCACAUUGCAACCUCUCAAGAGAGUGCGAUGGCCGUCACCAAGACGCGCUGGAGAGGCCAUGCGUUCAGUCAGAUGGUCUCCGCUGCGCAUCCUCCUCUGGGGCUUGACAUCACUUUUCGUGCUGUUGAUGCUUCUCGGAAGUCGCCAUCACAGAUUCCACCAUCCCCCGGAGCCUGCGAACCCAGACCCGGAAACGAAACCUGCGGGUUAUCCCUGGGAAGAAUACAUUCCGCUGAGAGGUUUCUACAAUGGUAUCCGUACCUUGACUCCUGCCAAAGAGUGGGUCCCGGAAAACCGCUACAACAAGUCCGUCCCCGAAGGCUUCGUCGACAAGAAUGAAGCCCGCAACUUCGCCAAACAGCCCGCUUUCGAGCCCAUCAAGCUGAAUCCCUACCCCGAUUACACCUCGUAUGAAUACACACAAAAGCAUGGAAAGGUCGAGACUUGUUACAUGGACGAUGAGGACAAAGUUGAGGUUCCUGAUGUUUACGUCUACCCUGGUCUUCCCAGAAACAUGACUGCUCCAUUCUUUGGCACCCACAAGGAGCUGGGAAUCAGAGAUGAUGUCUGCUAUGACAGAUUCGGCAGACUUGGUCCCUACGGAUAUGGUUACAAUGCUACUGCCGGUGGUCUUGGUCCUGGCCUUGACUCUGAAAAUGUUGGAGCGGAUAAACUGUUCGACAAGAUGGGCACAGUUGACUAUUCCAAUGUCAACUGGGGCAAGGCUAUGAAGAAGUGUCACGACAAGAACAAGGCCCGUUUCGAAAACAAGGACGCUCACCGCAAGGUUGCUCGUCACGCCUACAUCCUCCGCAUCUGGACCGGCUACAACUUCAACUACAACCAGCUCUACUCUCUUCGCGCCAUGAUCGCUGAACUCUCGCUCAAGUCUGGUGGUGAGUACGAUGUCUACUUCCUCCUCCACGUCAAGGACGAGACUCUUCCCAUCUGGGCCGAUAAGAGCGUGUACCAGAAGGUCAUCGAAAAGAACAUGCCCAAGGAGUUCUGGAACAUGACCGUUCUCUGGUCAGAGUCUCAGUUGCUCAACUACUACCCUCCUCCUUUCGCAGAGCCCUUCGAGAACCCUUCCCAGCAGAGUGUGCACGGUGUUUACCGCUCUGCUCAUUUCGCCCUCCAAUGGUUCGGUCAACAAUACCCCAACUACGAUUACUACUGGAACUGGGAAAUGGAUCUUCGCUACAACGGACACUACUACGAAUUCAAUACUGCCAUUGGUGAUUGGGCUCGCAAGCAGCCUCGCAAGGGUAUGUGGGAAAGAGCUGAGAGAUUUUGGAUGCCCGAGCUUCAUGGCACCUACCAGAACUUCACAGACAUGGUUGAACGCGAGACUCGUGAGAAUGGCAAGACUCCUAUCUGGGGUCCUCCUGCGUUCCAGCACGAUGGUCUUGUCCCCUCUCCUUCCGAUACCACUCCUCCCAUGCCUUACGACAAGGAUGAGUUCAAGUGGGGAGUUGGCGAAGAAGCUGAUCUCAUCACUUUCAACCCCAUCUUCGAUCCUAGCAAGACCAACUGGGUCUUCCGUCUGGACGCUACUGGCUACAACCUGCAAAUGCCCCCUCCUCCCCGCCGCUGCGCCAUCAUCACGGUCUCCCGUCUUUCGAAGCGUCUGAUGGACAUCAUGCACGAGGAGACCUGGAAGUACCGUCACACCAUGUUCCCAGAGAUGUGGCCUGCCUCAUGUGCCCUGCAACAUGGUCUCAAGUCUGUUUAUGCACCCCACCCCGUCUACUUCGAUCGCGAUUGGGAUCUUGAGUACAUGGACAGAAUGUUCAACCGUCCUAGAAUCGAUGUCGACAGUCCUUUCGGAUGGGGUGAGCACAACUUCAUUGGCAGCUCGUUCUACUACAACUCAGGAUUUAGUGGUGCCCUUUGGCGCCGUUGGCUCGGUCUUCGCGAAAACAAGCAUGGCGGUACCAGAGACGAAGAGUCUGGCACUGGACGCAUGUGCCUGUUGCCAUCUCUGUCCCAUCCUGUCAAAUCAGAGAUCGGCGAGAAUAAUUGA